This is a messenger RNA of Xenia sp. Carnegie-2017, 545 nucleotides long. RefSeq names its product death-associated protein 1-like. Gene Ontology annotation, molecular function: death domain binding. Gene Ontology annotation, biological process: cellular response to amino acid starvation; apoptotic signaling pathway; negative regulation of autophagy. The coding region runs from base 113 to 448 and encodes 111 amino acids. The record is from RefSeq and is a predicted model, not a curated record. The transcript is spliced from 3 exons. Lineage: Eukaryota; Metazoa; Cnidaria; Anthozoa; Malacalcyonacea; Xeniidae.
GCGUGAAAACCGUGAGUAUGUUGAUUAAUGAUAAUUUUUAUAUGUACGUAAACAAAGUGUGAAAAAUUCUAGUCUUUUGUCUAUAUUGAAAACGUUUUAACGCAGUAUAAAUAUGUCCAGCGAUGCUAAGGAGUUGAAAGGUGGCCAUCCGCCUGCUGUUAAAGCGGGGGGCAUGAGAAUUGCUUCCAAGGCACAUCCACAUACGCAUCACAAUUUGACUCCCGAGCAAAAGCUCGAAGACAAGAAAUUCAUGGAAGAAGAACAUAUAUUGGAAAAUUGUGAAGAAAAACCACCAAGUAAAGUUCUUGUGUCAGGAGCCGAAGUGAAACUCACUGAUGCUUCAAAUCCUGGCUCGGUAAAGCAGUUCCAUGAUAAGCCACAACCAAAAGUUGAAAAGCCGGUCAAACACCACCAUCAACAUGCCAUACAACAACCUCGAAAACAGUGAAUUACAAUAUACUCAAAUACAUAAUAAUGAUAAAUGAUUGUGGACAUGAAUUGUGUGAAAUAUUUAAUGUAGAAUUUAAAUAUAUUCAACAUUAUAA